Harpia harpyja (harpy eagle) is the source of this 1994-nucleotide messenger RNA. RefSeq lists its product as uncharacterized. The record is from RefSeq and is a predicted model, not a curated record. The transcript is spliced from 11 exons. The coding region runs from base 347 to 1147 and encodes 266 amino acids. NCBI's taxonomy places the organism in Eukaryota, Metazoa, Chordata, Aves, Accipitriformes, Accipitridae.
GGGGAAGUUUUUUAGGGCCGUUUGAAAGGAGAGGGCUUCUCUUCUGCAGGUGGUGAGGGGACGUGCCUCGCUGCGGGCAGCUACAAAAAGCCCAGUGAAGCAAUCCCUGCUGAGGGAAAAGAAACCCCCAAGCCCAACCAGCCAAAAUCCAAGGUUACCAAGUCUCUACUGAAACCAAGAGGAAGAGAUCCUGUUCCCCAGCCUGAGAAGCAGCAGGGAAGAGGUAAGGUUUAUUACAGAGUAUGAAAAUCAGGAAGCUUUUUGUUCACUUCAUACAUCUCUUCCAACAAAGCCAGACAUCAGAACCCAGCACAGACUCCAGAGUGAUUAUUGUUACACAUGAUCUAUGGAGCAGAUAAAUUACAGCUUGAUUUUUAUAAGCCAAAAUAGGAGCCGAAGCCCCGGGAAGCGGUGGGGUAUAGCUGUGAAUCCUAGCAACAGGCGGAGAGAGAACUGUACGUUUCUUCACGUCCUCCAAGUGUUGGUGCCUUCUGCAGAUCCUCUCAGUGAUGCACAGGACAGCAGAUGUGAUCUACUUGGGGGAUGUGAAGACACCUGGCACGGGAUCCGCAACCCGAUCGGAUGGGAUGGGACAGCAUCCGCCAAAGCCCCGAUGCAGGGUGGAAUGACAAUUCCAGGCACCACUGGAGCGGGGCUCUCUGGGACCACUGGUGUAUUUGCCCUCUACAUUUGUAACAACAAAUCAACUUAUAUUUGUGAUUCUCUGAGAAGGAAAUCAUUCAAGCAGUCUGUUGCAUGGGAGCUGUCGGCCAUGCUGUUCCAGUUCAGGGGCUCCUGCAACAGAAAAGAUCAGCUGUUGGAGAACCCAUGGAAAGCCCUGGGGGAGAGCCAUGGCCGCAAGGACGGAGGCCAGAUCCUCUGCACGCAGCAUGGCUCAGGGAGGGCUGGGAUGGAGGCAAGGCAGGGAAAUGCUCCUCUUCUGGUGCUGGAAAAGCCACGCCGGCCCAGCAGGGAUGCCUGGGAGCCCAGGGGCAAGAAGAACAUCAAAGAAAUUGUUUCAUUUGUACCGCGGUUUUCUUCAGCUUUCAUGCCAGGACACGCGCAGGAUGUGCCGGGCUUAAACGAAGGAGGGAAAGCUCUUUAUUUGGGCAGAAGCCGGGACUCGGAGCGCAUUUUCAUCCUGUAGCAGCUAUUCCAUUGCGGGCAGACACGGAGACAUCACCGCUUCCAAGCGCUUUUAGUCGCUGCUGCUCAUCCUCCCCCCCACCAGCAUCCAGUUUUGCCACCCCCCCACCCCCCCAAAAAAGUGCCCGGCCUGGGAUUGCCCCUCCUGCCCCAUCCGCAGUGUCCCACUCUGCCACGGGGUCUUGGUAGCCCGCUGGGGUCUUGGUAGCCCGGUGGCAACCGGCUCCUGUGCUCCAGCGAGCGGUCUCCCCCUCUUUCUCACCCAAAAUGGGGUGCCUGUCAGCACCCCACCCCCCAAAGCUUCCCGUUGCCUGAUUAGGAUUCACCUCGCAUCCAGACGGAGGAGGGCAUACGUAUCCCGGCAUGCACCCGCCCAAAAUUGCAGACCAUUGCUCGUUCUGCAGCGGCCAUCUGGUUGGAAAACAACAGGCCAAACAGUUUCAGCAUCACGUCAUGUAUCCAGCCAGCGAGGAGAAAGUGAAGGGGGGGGGGGGAUGCAGAAAUGCCAGGGAGAAGGAAGGUGGUCGGCGUGGAUGGAUGCGCGGGAGCGAAAGAGCGGGGAGCAACGGUUCCAGCGAGGCCACGGCCGUGUGCCGCAGAUCCCGACCCCUCCGUGCCGGGAUGUCCGGUCCCACCCGGAGGAUUCUGCUGGGGGAACGGUCCCUGCUCCCAUCGCGCACCGCAGAGAAGCAUCACGGUUUGCAAGGAUUUCCCCCUCAUAAAUUAGUAUCUUCCAGCUGUUUCCUUCCACAUAAAAUCUCUUCUAUUUCUUCUCUUAUUGCUUUAUAUAAACAAACAUGAGAGCGACUCGUUCUAAAUAAAGUUAUUUGUCUACGUAAAUUAAUAUA